GUUAUUUAAUUAGUUGAAUUCAAGAAUUGUGUUAAACUGUUUAAAACAGUAAUUACUGAGGUUUUAGUGAUAGUUUUAAGUGUAGUGAUGUCUGAAUCAGAGAGUGGAAACUCAGAGAAUGGAGAACCUAGAAGGAAGAAAGGAAGAGUGAAUAAAGAAAAACACAUAAAGGAAAAGGAAAAACAUGCCAGGCGACAUGGUAAGGAAUUUGUAACCUCAAAAGGUGUGUUUGUUAAGGCCAAAGUAACUGGACCAGAAUGUGGCUGUAGAAAAAAAUGCAUGGAAUUUAUUACUGAAAACGACCAAAUGAGUAUUAUUGCAAUGCUCUAUGAUGGAAAGCCUAAAAAUGAGCAGGAUACAUUUUUAAUGGCAUGUAUUGAAAACAUGAUGUUGCUAGACAUAGGCCAUUAACUCCACAGUCAAAGAAACAUAACUUUUCAUUUAAAUAUUUUGUAUUAUUGAAUGGUGAGCGUAUUGAAGUUUGUCGAAAGGCUUUUAUUAGCCUUCAUUCCAUUUCUCACAAAGUAGUUUUGAGGUUAACAAAAUUUCUGAUUAGUGGUACAACCCCCGUUGACAUGAGAGGGAAACAUGUAAAUCGUGGAAAUGUUUUGUCACCUGAUGUAUUGAGAAAAAUAGAUGAACAUAUCAACAGUUUCCCAAAAUAUAGUACUCAUUACACUAAAAUGCCUAUUACUUAUUUGGAUGCGACUCUCACUGUGAGGAAAAUGCACGAUAUGUUUCUUGAAAAGCACGAAGACUUGAAAAAUAUAGUUAAGUAUGAGUACUUCUUGAAAUAUUUCAGAGACAACUUUGGAUACAGAUUUGGUAGGCCCCAAGUGGAUGUUUGUUCGACAUGUGAGGAAUUACAGACAAAAAUAAAAUCAAAAACUCUCAACGACAACGCUAAGCGCACAGCAGCAGCGGAGUUUGUAGUACAUAAAAGACGAGCCAAAAAGUUUUUUUCAAAGCUGCAAGAAGUAAAAGAACUUAGUAAAGCUAAACCUGAAGUUAUGGGUAUUGUUUUUGACUUCAUGCAGAACUUACCACUGCCACAUUUGCCCGUUCAAGAAAUGUUCUACUUAAGAAAACUCUGGUAUUACGUUUUUAAAAUUUUUGAUUUAAAAAAUGACACUGCAGUUUUUUACAACUACCCUGAAGGUAUUGCCAAUAAAGGACCUGAUGAAGUAGCCUCAUUUAUACUAAACUAUGUGGAAAACUUCAUCCCUAAUACAGUAACAGAACUUCACGUCUUCAGUGACGCUUGCGGUGGACAAAACCGAAACCACACAUUAUGUAGAGUUCUCACUGCUUUGACGAUGAAUAAUCGAUUUAAAAUCAUUCAUCAGUAUUUCCCAAUAAGAGGCCAUAGCUUCAUGCCAUGUGACCGCACAUUUGCAGUCAUUAAGAGAGCUGUAAGGCGACACGAUCGAAUUUACUCCCCGGACCAGUACAAGGACAUCAUAGAAAGUGCAAAGAAAGAAGUUCCAACGUAUAAAGUUAUUGAAGUUAAAAACGAAGACAUACUUGACUGUAAGAACUGGUGGCCCGAGUUUUUUACUAAGUUACCUAAAAGCCUUGAAAGUAAGACACCAUUUUCUAUCAGCAAAUGCAGGCACUUUACUGUCGAUAGUGAGAGAAAAGGCUAUUUAAAAACUUCUGAGUUUAUCGAUGCUGUGGUUCAUAUGACUUUCAAGUUAAAUAAGCCUAACAUUGUUGAUGUACCCCUACCAACAAACAGAGUCUACAACGGAAAGGUUCCAAUCAAAGAACAAAAGCUUCAGGAUUUGGGAAAACUAAUCAAGUACAUACCACAUGAUUUCUUAACAUUUUAUGAAGAGCGCAGAACUUGGCCUACUGGAGCGGUUGAUGAUGACGCCAAUGAACAUGAAUAAAUUUUAUAACAAUACAAAACUAUGUAAAUUGAAUUUAUAAACUAAUUUCAAGUAAAGCACAACAUUUGUAGUAAU
Molecule: messenger RNA, 1967 nt
Organism: Homalodisca vitripennis (glassy-winged sharpshooter)
Lineage: Eukaryota; Metazoa; Arthropoda; Insecta; Hemiptera; Cicadellidae
Exons: 2
Coding region: 576-1892 (438 amino acids)
Source: RefSeq, a predicted model, not a curated record